CCUUGACGCAGGCAGCUCGUCUGUAGCUGCUGCUGGCUGCUGCAGGCGUGCGAUUUGCGGCAGCGACGAGACCUCCGCGAAAUGCCUUUUGUGUGCCCGGCCGUCGCUGUUUUGGCUCCGCUUUUCUGUUCCACGAGGGUCACAUCGCAGUGUUCGUAGCCAUGCUCUGUGGUGAGUUCAGCGGGCUGACCUAGCCGACUGAGCCGCUCCAGCAGCCGCGGGUCCGGUGCAGCGCGCAGCCGGGGAUGAGGCCUACUUGUUAAAGCUCCCCCACCACCUCCAUCGCGAUGGCUGAUGAUCAACAACAACCUGGUCAGAAGCCUGCCUCGGGAUUAGGCUCGCUACCAGCGCUGGUGCCGGGACUCCAGGGGCCCGAGGCUAACGCGCUCCAGUUCAAAAUAAAGAAUUCAAUUUGCAAAUCUGUACAAUCAAAAGUGGACAGCAUAUUGCAAGAUGUUGAGAAGUUUACAGACAUCGAAAAACUCUACCUCUACCUUAAGUUGCCUUCUGGUCCCAGCAGUGGCAAUGAUAAAAGGACUGAGAAUGAGAGGGGGUCCUCCACUCCUGGAUUAUGUGAUCAGAGUUCCAUGUCCUCGAGCCGUACUCAACAGAUGUAUGCUUUCAACUGGAUACGGAAUCACCUAGAAGAGCACCCAGAGACCUCCCUCCCGAAGCAGGAGGUGUAUGAUGAAUACAAGAGCUAUUGUGACAAUCUCGGCUACAAUCCACUGAGUGCAGCAGACUUUGGAAAGAUCAUGAAGAAUGUCUUUCCUAACAUGAAGGCACGUCGACUGGGCAUGAGGGGCAAGUCCAAAUACUGUUAUAGCGGGUUAAGGAAGAAAGCUUUUGUUCACAUGCCGUCUUUACCCAACCUGGACCUGCAGAAAUCUGGUGAUGGGUGUGAGCUGAUGGAGCCAACAGGCCAAUCGCCAAGUGCCGAAGAUGAAAUGAGAUCCGCAGCCUGUGGACUGGUGUGUGAGUGGGCUCAAAAGGUCCUGAGUCGGCAGUUUGACAACGUGGAGGACCUGGCCCGCUUCCUGCUCAAUAGUCACUACAUCGGUACAAAGUCCACGGCUGCACUCACUGUUAUGACUGGAACACCCACUACAGGAAUGAAGACGCCAACUCCGGCCUCUGCAUUUGUGCCCACAGCCGAGGCGAACUCUUUCCAGCCCCAGGUGAAGACCCUGCCCUCUCCCUCUGUUGACGCAAAGCAGCAACUGCAGCGAAAGAUUCAGAAGAAGCAGCAGGAGCAGAAGCUCCACUCACCCCUGCCCUCCGAGACCCAGGUCAAGAGAGCAGAGGCCAGUACCCCCGGCCCCACUAUCCCGUGUGGCAGCCCCGCUCUGCUCUCCCCUCAGCCCACCAUUGGCAUUGUAGUAGCAGCUGUGCCCAGCCCGGUCACGGUACAGAGAAGCAGGCAGUUAAUGACCUCACCCAGCCCUGUAGGAACAGCCGAGGGAAAAGUGUUGCCUGUAAAUUUCCAAGUGGUCACCCAGUCUCUUAAACAAUCGCCCAAAACUCCCCAGAACAUUUCGGCCAGUCCUGUGGGUGACCGUCUGGCACGCCACGGUACGCGCUACGCCCAGAUCCUGCCCAAGCCCUCCGCUACUAGCGCAAUCACCCUGCGCUCGCCCCCCACGUUGCUCAUCACCAACAGCCCCAUCAAAACUGUGAUGCCCACCUCCCACGUGAGCUCAGUCAACGUGGUGAAGAUGACCGCCAUCGCCCUGGCCCCCAGCAGCAGCAGCAGCACAGCUGUGCGUCCGGCGUCGACGGGUAUGAACACCAUGGCUGCUUCAGAUGAUUCACACCCCGGCACAAUGGCCACCCCCCAGUCCCCUGCAAUCAGGUCCAGUGCCCCGGUGUCCACGCCGACCCUCUCCACUGACCACAGAGCAGUGUCUGAAGCUGGAAGUGACAAUAAUCCCACAUCUGGCCCAGAGAAAACCGGCACUAAAGAGGAGAGGGCGCUGAAGUUCCGGGCUGCCAGUGAGCCAAGCUUCCUGGUUAAGUGUUCUCCAGCACCAGAUAAAGGUGGAAGGAUGAAAAGUGAUCCUACAACAUCUCCCACCUCAGUAGCUGUAGUUGGGACUCAGGACAGCAAUAACAGUAACUGCCAUGACAGUACGUUGUACUUGACUGUUGAUAAUCAGAGCUCCAAUAGCAACAUGUCAGCCAAUGGCUCCUCUGCUGUUAUUCCAACACUGAAAGAAUCCUGCCCCGAUGCGAAGAGCCCCAGGAAGCGCACAGGCCCAAGUGGGGACGCCCACGUGAUUCCUGUGAAGAGGGUGUUCAUCUCCCAGCAACCUCUAACCGUAGUAGACAACAAUCCCAAACCUGGAGUCAGUGCUGCAGUGAAGAGGAUGCCCCGCCCAGGAACCCCUGCCCGACCAGAGAGUGCGCCCAGCAAAAUGGCGAUGAAACACACCUCCAUAGGCCCCACUCAGAUUCUUGCACUGUCCGACUCGCCCAUCACUCUCAUUAAGGGCUCCCAGACUGUUGUCAAAUCCCAGGUUUUGGUGGUAAAAGAAGAAGGCCACUCUCUCAGCACUGACACCAGCACCGGGGCCGCUGAAAACAACCCGUCUGAUCAGGUGCUGCUACAGCAGAUCACUGGGGACUCUUGUGUCAUACCAGCCAACUCAGGAGCACAUGAAGCCUCUGUGAUAAGUGACCUAAAGAGCACAAUGUGGGAGGAGGGACAGCUUGAAGAGCUUCGAAAGCAGGCGUUUACUCAGCAGAUACCAGCGGAACACAAACAGACCCCAACUGACCAGCUUGCCAUCAUCGCUCAGCCCUCUGAGGCCUCGGGCCAGCUUACUCUCACACAAGAGAUGGUUGACUUUGCAGGCUCGCAGCCCACCAUGGACUACUUCCCCUUUAACGACGAUGACAUGACCCAGGACAGUAUUGUGGAGGAGCUAGUCCAAAUGGAGGAGCAAAUGAAGCUGAAGGGUCUGUUCGGUGGCUGCGUUGACGUUUCUCUUCAAGGUCAGUCGACCAGCAAUCAAGGCUCUAUCCUGAAUGCUCACCAGGCUGGCACCACCUUCUACCACUCUGCCCACAGCAGUACCACUCCCGUCCAGACACCCACUCCAACGCCCACACCAACUCCCACUCCCACACCCACCUCUGAGAUGACACUCGGUCACAGCCUAACAAGGGAGAGCCCCUGCUCCCGCAUGGCUACCGUGACCCCCGUCGAUGGAGCCAUGGGCCGCCACACCCCAAUCAGCACGCCGCUGUCCAACUGCAGCAGCAGUGUCCCCCCGAGCCCCGUUGAGUGCAGGAACCCUUUCGCUUUCACUCCCAUAAACUCCAGUAUGACGGGUUAUCACGAUGCCAGUAUUGUCUCCAGCAGCCCGGUCAAACCCAUGCAGAGGCCCAUGGCGACGCACCCCGACAAGGCCAAACUGGAGUGGAUCAACAACCGCUACAACAGCAACGCCGGAGGCCCGUUGUCCAACCACAGCAUCGGUAUACUACCCAGCUACCAAGACUUGGUGGAUGACCAGUUUCGUAAGCCACAUGCCUUUGCCAUUCCAGGUCAGUCAUUUCAAGCCCAGUCGAGGCAGGAUGCUGCACACUUUGGCCGCCUGACUCCUAUUUCUCCAGUGCAGCAACCAACGCAGCAGCAGCAGCAGCAGCAGCAGCAGCAGCCACAGACGCAGCAGCAACAACAGCAACAGCAGCAGCAACAGCUAGUAACAGGAGUGGCAACUCCAACUAAACAAGAGAGUUUCGCUGUGCCUGCCCCUUUAGACAACAAAGCAUCGACCUCAUCCACGUCCAGUACGUUUCGUUGCCGCAGUGUUAGCCCCGCGGUGCGCCAGAGGAACUUCAGCGGCAACACCGCUCCCCCAGCCACCACCACGAACACCACCACCACCACCCGAGCUGUUGUAUCACCCUUUAACUCUCCGAUCACCUCCGAGGUGCUCAGCAUUCUUUCCAACAGCCAGGCGGCCAGCUCUGUCCACAGCAUGGUGCAGCGGAGUCAGUCUGUACCUCUAACCAUCAUGAUGCAGAGCGAGAUGCUGCCUGUGCAGGGCCAGAGUAACACGGCCAAAAUCACCAAUGUUCUUCUUAGCAAGAUGGAGGCCGAUGGGGAUGAUUCUGUCCGUGGCCUGGGCAUAAACAACCUCCCUUCGAACUACACGGCACGGAUGAACCUCACCCAGAUCCUGGAGACCACCCCUGGCUUCGUUGGAGGGGCUUCUCACCAGACUCAGCUGCCUGUCAGCUCUAGCCCUGCUGCCUUCGAGCUCCAGCAGCAUGGCUACCUCCCCACUGGCCCUGAAGAACACAUGAGUUUCUCCACUGGGGAGAGCCAAGCACAAGUGGGUCCCGACGAGCAAGAGCAGCAGCAGGAGCAGCUCCAGGAGAAUCCUGUGCAGACGCAGCCCCAGCUCCUCCUCCAGAGCACACAGCAGCAGGAGGCGGAGGACGAGCAGCAGCAGCUGGAUUUCAACAACACUGUUAAAGACUUGUUGGGAGAUGACGGUCUCAACCCCAGUUCCCAGCUAGUGGGUCAGGUAGCUUCAGAGCUGAAUGCCGUGGCAUCUGACUUCUCAAAUGACAUCAGACUGACCUCAGACCUGUCCAGUAGCAUCACUGACCUUAACACGUUAGACACCAACCUGCUGUUUGACCCAAACCAACAGCAGGAACAUUAUGAAGACUCGACACUGGAAGAGCUGAAGAACGACCCGAUUUUUCAGCAGAUAUGCAGUGAUACUGUGAACUCUGGUUUUGACUGGUUGGAAAGCAAAGACCAGCCCACUACAGUAGAGAUGCUGGGCUAAUCUUUUAUUCUGUAUUAAUUCUGUUCUCUGUUGUUUGUUUGGUGUGUGUGCGUGUGUAGUAUAUUUGUUUUUAUCUAUAGUUUGUUGGAAUCUGUCUGGACUUAACCAUUUGUUUUGUUACAAGUGCCAGGCGUACCAGAAAAUCUCUCCUGCUGAGGUUUCGUUACUUCUCUCCUUUUUCAUUUGUCCCCCAGGGUGUCAGUACUUUUACCCAGUUUUCUCUCUGAAAUCAGAUAACUCGCGUAAAACCGUGUGAGUACUUGUUGGCAGCAAGCACUUACAAGAGCAGAGCUGUACAGUAUGAGCAUUAGGAGAAGCAUAAUCUUCCAUCUUCUAAUUAAUAAAUAAUGCAAUAUUUCUAUUUAGCAGACACUUGAUGGGUAGGAAAUUUGGCACAAAAGAGUUCACCAAAAAUGUGUGCGUGCAGUUCAAGUUCAACCAAAUGCAGACAAUAUUGGGAUUGUAGUAUAUGCACAUAAUAGUUGUAGUACAUUUGCCUGCCAUAUCUGAAUAUUAAAGAAGGGUAGCAUCUUGUGCUGCCAGGUGCUGAAUUUCUGACAUAAUCUUUAUACUUUAUCAUAUACCAAGUCAGUGGAAAACUGAUUUACAUCUGAGCAUUGUCCUAGAGUGAAAUUUUCUUAAAGCCUAUACUUCUUGUACUGUUUAAUAUCUUAUAAAGGGAGUAUGAGUAGGGAGAAGAUGGGAUGCAGGCCACGUCGUGGACUAAACAAUGAAAGGAAUAAACAACUGGCUGCCUUAUUCCCAAAGUCCAAGUCCUUAUGCCAUCUUUAGAGAGACUGUAAAUAGUAUAAUGUUAAGAUAUCUUCAGAACCAUCCAGAGCUUAAUCAUAUCAAGGCAGCUGUUGACCUGAUCUUUUCAGUACUAUUCCUCAUUCUGUUUUUGUUUUGCAGUGCUACACUAUAGAUGCGUAUUGUGUAGGCCGAUGACUACACUGUGUGCGCCCUUGUCUGUAAUGGAUUUGGAGGAAUUUCACGUGCGGUCAUCUUCUGGAAAUCACAGAAGGCACACUUUCUGCCAUGAGAUUUUGUUUUGGCACGCUAUCAUCCCAGUUUGGAUAGAAAUAUCAGCGGUAUGGAAAGGCUUAGUGGCAUAAAAAAAAGCUGGAGGCUGACAUGUGUGUUUCAACGCCAUCUUGAGAUCGAGAGGAAUUGUUGUGUUUUGUGGAGAUCCAGUCUUAUUUCCAUACCAAAGAUCAUCACAUUGAACAACGAGAGAUUAUUACACACACAGAGACACUCCUAGGAAACAUUAAUUACACCAAGAAAAGGGGGCGGCCUCUGAGGUACAAAAGAGUUUUAUUGCAUUUGAGGAAAAUGAUUAAGUUGCAUAAAUCUUAUGUACAGUAUGUAAAUUUAUGAAAUGGUCACUGUCCUAUGUUUAAUAGGUAACCAUGGACCUGAAAGCAUGUUUGAAACCAACACUGCUGGCCGCGUAGGCUGUGUGAUAAAGUAGGAUCCUUGCUUGAGUUUUUGGCUAUUGUCAAUGUUGUAUAAGUCAUGUUUAAGCUCCAUCUGUAAAUAGGAUAGAUACAUAGAGAUUUGAUGUAUCAAGACACUAUUACGGCCAUUAUUCUAGCCAAGUAUGUGCCAUUUCAAAGAAAAAAAAAAAGCUUAACAGAUUUGUAGUCAGCAAGAUACUGUAUGUUGUGUGUUACAUUUCUGGCUUAAUGUGUCGUAAAGGUAAUGCUGUCUGGUCGCGCUUGCUGAUUUAGUUCUGUUUUUUUGUUUUCUUUCAAAGAUAAUAGGUCUCUGCAGUUGCAGAAGUGAUGUGUGCUUUGAGCAGGAUCAAUAGCAUGGUAUAUUGAGAAAAAAAAAUUGUGAUACUGCUAGCUGGUUGCAAACAUCUCUGUGACAGACAUUGUGGUCAAAGCUUUUCAGCAGACACUGGAGAAAAAAAAAACUAUUACUCAUGUUUCAACAAACUUUGGAGGUUCACAUUAUUGCACUAAAUUUUUAUGACACACGGCUUUGCCACGUCUUUAUGGACAAACGUAAUGAUGGACGCCCGCAAAAAAAAAAAAAAGAAAAAAAAUAUUUUUUAUGACAAGAUGAGGAAAUUAACUGAAUUGUCAGAAAAUGACUAAUUGUCUUGUAGCAAAAUGUGCAUUAAUCUCAGUGAGAUACACAUUUCUUACUCAUUCUCAUACAUGAGAAUAUAAAGCGUCAAAGGGGAAAAAGUUAAAUAACCUUUUAAAACCUAUGUGCUCAUUAUGUUGAUAAAUGAUUGUACGCACGCAUGUGUGAUGACUUCUGUUCUACUUUAUAUUCUUGGUAACCACUGUCUUCUGUGAUUUGGGCAGGUUCUGUUAACCAGACUGGCAGUGCUAGUUCUUUGACUUACUUUACUUUCAUUGUGUGCUUGUUUACUAAGUUAAUGUUGUUCUACAUGUUAUGUUGAUGACUGUUUCCUGUCGGUUUUACAUAUUCUUACUUUGCGAAAUGCGUUUGUGAAGAGAUUUCAUACUUUCUCUUAAUUUCCUUUUCAACAAUAAGGCACUGAUAUUUGAAUUUGAAUGAAGGAAAUGCACCUCUUUAUGAGUACAGGAGCUCCAUCAAGCAGUGACUCUGAUCCUUUACCUUUGACUGACCCGGAACCAAUUCUGUUUGACUAUCUUGUCCAUUUCUACCAGUAGGAAAAAAAACCCUCCUCUGUGGUGUUGUCUGGUGUACUGCUUAAUGUACAGUAGCUUGUUAAUAUUGCCAAUGCGUUGUUUUUGUUUUUUUGUUUUGUUCUUUUUUUUCAAUGGAAAGUACUCACUGGUGAGAUUUUUAAAGUGGUUUUAAAAGCCAAUAAACUUUUUUAAAGAA
Betta splendens (Siamese fighting fish) is the source of this 7637-nucleotide messenger RNA. Its product is annotated as DNA-binding protein RFX7. The record is from RefSeq and is a predicted model, not a curated record. Gene Ontology annotation, molecular function: DNA-binding transcription factor activity, RNA polymerase II-specific; RNA polymerase II cis-regulatory region sequence-specific DNA binding. NCBI's taxonomy places the organism in Eukaryota, Metazoa, Chordata, Actinopteri, Anabantiformes, Osphronemidae. Bases 288 to 4808 code for a protein of 1506 amino acids. Gene Ontology annotation, biological process: regulation of transcription by RNA polymerase II. The transcript has 10 exons.